GAUGACAAAUUGCAAACAUAAGAUGACAGUCGAACAUACAUUUUUUAUACUUUUUGUUUAAUGAAAUCUCCAACUAUAAUAAAUCCAACAAAAUAAUUAAAAUUACUUAUCAAGCCAAAAGCAGUGGAAAAACUCUUCAAAAUGCACCAAGCUUACAACGUUUAUUCCAUUUUAAAGCAGAGCGUUCAUAUUGAGUCGAUUGCGGCUUACGAUAACAAUGUUAUCCUUGGUACCCGAAGUGGCCAGUUGAUUAUGUAUUCUGUUCAAACAAAUGAACCCGAUGGUAAAAUCAAUUUACAACUAUUGAAAUUCAAUAAGAAUUUCAGUAAGAAAGCAAUAAAUCAAAUGGAAGUAAUUGCCGAGGAAAAUCUUCUUUUCAUUCUUACUGAUGGCAUGAUCCAUGUUUGUGAUAUAAGUCGAUUGAAUUUUGCAUUUAUUCAUAGUUCGGUCGAGACAAAGGGAAGCAGUAUAUUUGUUUUAGAUGUGAAGACGCCCAAAUCCCAAACAGGAGCUACUGCAACGGUUAUCCGAAUGUGUGUUGCAAUCAAACGAAGAUUGCAGUUCUACUAUUGGAAGCAGGAUCGUUUGCAUCCUUUGCCAAUUAGCAUUGAGUUGAAGGACGUCCCGAAAGCACUGUGUUGGAUCGACGACAUCAUUUGUGUGGGAUUUAAGGAUGAAUAUGUUAUCUAUAAUAUUUCAUCCAACAUCCCGGAAAAACAUGACUUAAUUGUUACAUCAUCUUCUCAUAGCGUCGACCCAUGCAUAUGCGUAAUUAAAAAUCUCGUCUUUGGUGUUUCUAAGGAUGAAUACCUCGUAGCUAUAGAUCCAAAAGAUUUUGUUAAGUUCAAAGAUUCCCAAUCGAAAUCAAAUAAAGAAACUGCUGUUUCCGGAGGAGAAGCCAAGACAUCUCUGAAGCCACUUACUUGGAGUAGCUCAGUUUUGGAUUUAGUUUGGGAUGAGCCAUUUGCAAUUGGUCGAAUCGCAAACGGUGUUGAAGUUCGUUGCCUUGAAAGCAGUUGUAUCAAUAAAGAUACUCUAGUUCAGAGUAUACCCGAAUUGGGAAAGGUUAAGUUCCUAAUCCGAUCUGGAAAAGGUACAAUAUUUGCAGCUGCAAUAUCUGAACUUUGGUACAUUCAAUUGGUUGACAUUCCAACUCAGCGACAAAAUUUGCUCCAACAAAAGAAAUUUCAACUAGCAAUUGAACUCACAAACAUAUCAGACGAGCCAGAGGAAAUCAAAGCUGAUACUAUCCGUCAAAUUCACACACGAUAUGCUAAGGAACUUUUUGCUAAUAUGCAAUUUUCCGUGGCAAUGAAUGAAUUCGAGAAAGCCCAGGCGGAUCCCUAUGAUGUCAUUCGACUAUUUCCUAACCUAGUUCAGGAUCAAUCGAAAACUAACCCGCCCAUGGAGUCUGUUAAUAUUCCAGUCCUUGAGGAUAAAGACUUAGAAAAUGCACUCAUGGCUUUGAUCGAUUUUCUGGCCGUUGCAAGACAAAAGGAAAUUCAUAAGCUAAGCAACAUAAAGGGCCCCUCAAAGUCAUCAUUAUUGUCUAUUAUUGAUACGACUCUCCUAAAGUGUUACUUGCAGACAAAUGAUUCCUUGGUUGCUCCUCUACUGCGUCUUAAGCAGUGUCACCUGGAAGAGUCUGAAAAGACCCUCAAAAAGCACGACAAAAUAAGUGAACUUAUUAUUCUCUAUCAAACAAAUGGCAAACAUAAGAAAGCUUUGGAAUUACUCCAAGCUCAGGCUUCGAUUGAAGGUUCGAGCUUAUAUGGCCACGAAAGAACGAUCAGAUAUUUACAAUCUCUGGGUGCAGACCAUAAAGAUUUGAUAUUUGAAUUUUCCAAUUGGGUAUUACGGAAACAUCCAGAAGAUGGUUUAAAAAUAUUUACCGAAGAUUUCAUCGAAGUUGAAAAUCUUCCCAGGGCCAAAGUUCUUGAUUUUCUUUUGGUUGGACACAAGAAUCUAGUGAUACCCUAUUUAGAACACAUUGUUAAUGUUUGGAAUGAACCGAUAACAAUGUUCCAUAAUAUUCUUGUAAAGCAGUAUCGAGAGAAAGUCCAAAUUUUAAUGAAAGACCUGGAACAAACAGGCAGUGAAGGGAACAGUGAAAAACUUCAGCAACUGGAAACAUAUCGUUCUAAAAUGUAUGAUUUCUUAAAAAAAUCCGAUAAGUAUUCACCAGAAACAGUUUUGCAAGAACUUCCUACAAAUAUUCUGCUUGAAGAACGGGCUCUUAUUUUGGGAAAAUUGAAGAAACAUGAAAAAGUUCUUGCUAUUUACAUACAAAUUCUUGGCAAUGUAGAGAAAGCAUCUGAAUAUUGUGAAGAAGUUUAUCCCGAAGAAAACGAUAUAUUCGCAAUGCUAUUAAAAACUAUUCUUAAUCCACUGAGUGUCCCGCCAUAUCCCGGAGUAGAUUUACAUCCUGAUUUCUUGGCACCGAACUCCGAAAUUGUCUUACAAUUGCUAAACAAAUAUGCUGUCAAUAUAAAUCCUGCAAAAGUUUGGCCGUACUUGCCAGAAGAUAUGCCUUUGCAUAGAUUAAGGAAUUACAUGGAAACUGUAAUUCGAACUCAAAUGGAACGGAAGCGACAUCAUCAAAUUUUGAAAGGUCUUCUUACAGCCGAAUGUUUACGACUACAAGAACAGCGGAUGCAUCAAGAAAAGAAAUGUGUAACAAUAACUGAUUUCAGUAUUUGUCCGGUUUGCAAGAAACGAUUUACAAAUCAGAGUGCGUUUGUUCGAUAUCCAAAUGGAGAAAUUGUACAUUUGUCAUGUCAUGACAAGCAAAUUGGAGUUGCUUGAAACUAUAAAUUUAAUAUUUACUUUUAAAUAUUUUGGAUUAUUAAUAAAUAAAGCUCUUGUAAUAUUGUUAA
Molecule: messenger RNA, 2876 nt
Organism: Eupeodes corollae
Lineage: Eukaryota; Metazoa; Arthropoda; Insecta; Diptera; Syrphidae
Gene: Vps39
Product: vam6/Vps39-like protein
Exons: 9
Coding region: 142-2805 (887 amino acids)
Biological process (GO): vesicle-mediated transport; endosomal vesicle fusion; autophagy
Cellular component (GO): cytoplasm; membrane
Molecular function (GO): protein binding
Source: RefSeq, a predicted model, not a curated record